This is a messenger RNA of Penicillium mononematosum, 366 nucleotides long. RefSeq lists its product as uncharacterized. The coding region runs from base 1 to 366 and encodes 121 amino acids. The transcript has 2 exons. NCBI's taxonomy places the organism in Eukaryota, Fungi, Ascomycota, Eurotiomycetes, Eurotiales, Aspergillaceae. The record is from RefSeq and is a predicted model, not a curated record.
AUGUUGGCGGGCAGAGCCUCGGAACGGCACGAAACCAACACGGCCGUGGCUGAUGACAACAGUGGGGCCCCGACUGACCCUCUUGGAUUCUCGAGUGAUCCAGUGGAGCUUGACUAUGAUGAAUGGAAGGAAAAACACGGUGUUCAAGAGCGUAUGACUAAUUGUUAUGGCCUCACCAAUUGCAUGCCGGUGUUUGUGUCUCAAGAUCGGUGCGACGUCCUGGUUGAAUCAGACGGCAGAUACUACAUGUGGGCUCGCGAUGGUAACAUCGUGGUGCGCAUCCUUCAUGAUUUGGAGGAGAUCAAGCAAAUCAUCACCGACUGGGGUCAAGGAGCACUGUCCAUGGAGUACCUGGGGCCUGUGUAA